Messenger RNA from Dicrocoelium dendriticum, 4342 nucleotides. The record is from the annotation of a GenBank genome assembly. Lineage: Eukaryota; Metazoa; Platyhelminthes; Trematoda; Plagiorchiida; Dicrocoeliidae.
GCCGUACCCAGCUGCACACACCAAUUUAGCCCACUUACUUCACUGUGGUUGCUCCGCGCCGUUCUGUUGUCGCAUGGAUCAUUUUGUGUCUGUCAAAGAGCAAGUCAAUCAGAAGCUCUGCUCUGUUACCUUGUGCUCCAAGCACGUAAAGGACGCUUCGUCGUUUAUUUUGACACUUCCUGAACAUGCUGAGAGCAUUGCGAGAUUGUGGUCAGAGAUUUUUCAGCGGGCAGAAAGUCCCCCAGUCCAGUUAGCCCUACUCUACGUAGCAAAUGAGGUGCUACUCAAAUGUUCAAAGUACGGCGUCCCAGAGCUGAGGGAUGUGUUUCGCCCACAUGUAACCGAGGCAGUGAAAUCACUUAGACCCGGUAAUUUGAUAUCGAAAUUGGAAAAGUUGUUCAACUACUGGCUACAUUAUAAACUUUUCGAUCAGAAGUUUAUACAACAGUUAUUGCGCAACUUGACUCUUUCGGAAACAUCAGGAGUAAAGCACUUGACUACUGGAGAGUUGGUUUCAGUUGAAGAGACGAUAAAAUCUUUCCAACCGGAGAAACUAACCGAAUCCGUUCAACGAUUGAAACAUCUUGAGAAUGAGCUUGAGAACCACCCAAAACCAGAUCUAUCCGCGUUGUACAUGAAUGUUCCUAUCUCAAAUAUAGUUAGUUCUCUAAAGAGCAAAAAUGAGAGCAGUAAUUUGUCUUAUCAGGUUGGACAGUGUUGCCGCAAUUUAGAAAAACUUAUCAAGAAGCAGUCAGAUCGCUUGGCGCAGUUGAAUGCUGUCAACGAAUUGUUAGAUGCUGCAGAAAUCUUCUAUGAGACACAAUACAAAGAAGUGCUUUUGGUGGUUAACGCCUACAGUAUGUAUGGUAAGCGGGUAUCGAAAACCCUAGAAGAAGCAGAAAAUUGUAUCGGAAUGAGCCCAACUGUUUCACGACCACUAAAACCAGAACUCCCCGUACCAGUAUCUAUAGCGGUCUCCUGUUCCGAGUCCAGUCCCGACGAUGGAGACGUAGAGGAUGAGACGAAACCUUUGACUUUUACUGACGAUGAUAAGGAUACUGAUGAGAGUGACUUCGAAUCAUUGCCAUUUUCAGCUUAUGAUUCUGGCUUCAAAAGUGUUGGAUACCAGCCAUCUGUUCCUUCCUUGAAGGAAUCCGAUGUGCGAAGUGCAAGCCCUAGAUCACCUGCUGCGCAAUCUGAUACCGUCGCAAAGUUUGACUCAAUUUUCGGUGACAGCAAUAAGAGUGUGAAAUCUCCAGAUCAGUCGAAAUUUGCCUUGAAUUUUAAACUUCAUGAUAUCCCCGUUUUCGAAGAUCCUGCGCUGGACGCUAUUCGGGAUGCUUCUGGCGAUGUUGACUAUAGAUUACUGUUGGAUCCUGGUCGUAGACUCGCCUCUGAGUCUUCUUUCAUCAGUCCCCUUCAAAAAAUCUCGCGUUCACCAGACCAGUUGGAGAGAUUCGUUGAUCUCAACAACAAAUGCUCCGUGGAUGCCACUUCAUCUGCUGCUACUGCUGCAACAGUCUAUUCUGCGGACUUUUCAAGUCAUAAAUCCAGUCCCACUCCUCCUCCAAAUCCUACAAUUGAUAAUGCAGAUGGGGAUAGCAUGGAAAUGUCCGAUGGAGACGCACCUGAAGAUGAGCCUGUUAUCGAUGCUCGGCUGGACAUCGGACCCUUGGAUCCCUCUGCUGUUGAGACUGGGGACCAUGACUAUCGCUUACUCCAUAAAGUGACCCUCACUGGCUCCGAACUGUUCGCUCCCCCGCCUGUCCCUGACGUCACGUCGCUUUCGCAGGAUCUUUGGAGCUCUUCGUCUCUCCAUCCGCCCAGCAAUAAGCCUGAACUGCUAUCUCACCCACCGGAUCCAUUUCAAAUAUCUUGCUCUAUACAACUUCCCCCUCCCCCUCCUCCUCCCCCGCCCCCACCCCCUUCUCCUAUUACUCCAUUUUCCUCAGUGAUAAGCUCCUGUCCCACAUGUACUUCCAGCGUUUUGGACUCCUGCCCACCUCCACCUCCACCCCCUCUACCACCGCUGUCUUCAGGGCCGAAUUUCACGAUCCCGUUCAGUUUUCGACUUCCGGGUGGUGGAAUACCUUCGUUCCCCACACCACCCGUUGAUCUUUGUCUUCAGUUUCCACGUCCGCCCACCAGUCAAACGGAAUCCGUAAUCAUGCCCUCGAGUAGUUCGCGCUUUCCAGAGCCGCUGCAGUUACAACCGUCUUUAACGUCCGCAGUAUCGGUUGCUUCACCGGAGCAGAAAGCUGCAAACCAAACGGCACAACCCAUUGUUCCGAACUCUCUACUAGUUCGUCUGCUCAACACAGUUGGGGAAAAUAAAAGGCCUGAGACGAGUGAGUGGUCUCUGGUAGACCCCCUCUGUCAGCCAUCAGAAAACAACACGAAACUCACUGAAGACCCAUUUUCAGUUAUAUCCAGGUUGACGGGUCUGUCGAAUCUGAUCAAGAACCUUGAAGCUAGAUCGGAGAAACCCGAUCAUCCAGGUAGCACGACGAGCUCAGUUGAUAUGAUAACGAAAUCCUAUACCGUCACCCCGCCUUCCCAAGCACCGAUACCGUACAGCACCACUCCUGCCACCGAACCGUCGCCAUCAGCUAUAACUGUUGAACCUGAUGGGUGGAAGCGAGACCAUGCAACAAAAUUUGGGCCUUUAUACAUGGAUUCGACGAUUAGAGAUUCUGACAAUCGGACGACAGUUGCUUGUUACUCUGAGUACGAGCCGCAAACUAAAACUUCGAAAGUGGAUUCUCAGGAUCCGUUUGCUUUGGGAGAGGUUGAGGUUCUAGAAUCGCUCUCCCAGUCAGUCAAUGAUACAACAAGCUCGCCCGGUGGAGAAACUCCGACUCAGGAUGAGCAUCAAACGGAUCGGACAGAUUUGCACCUGUCACGCAUAUUCCCCCCUGCAGGCAUAUCGGGUCUUCUAAUUCCGAAGGAUGUCUCCCCUCCUGGAAGCUUCGAAUCUGCGUCUCUGCCCAGUCCAUUGAUACCUCUAAGCGACGCUGCAUCUCGGCACAUUGCUCCACAUACGGCUGGCGUACGAUCAUCAUUCAAUGCACAGGUGGUUUCCUGCACCACUGUGACCGACACUCGGUUCAGUCCUCGUAUGACCGCGCCACCGCAUCCUGACUGCAGUACCAUGCCACCCAGUUGGAUGCGUUCUCCUCUGCUUCCUACUUCAAACCCCACACCAAUUAUUCAGGUGUCUGGGGCAAUGCCUGCCUAUCCAUGCGGGACCCAGUUACCUGGCUUUCCGCCGCCUUUCCAUCCCAUUUCGUCGACCGCCCAGUGCCAACAAAUAUACAUGUUCCCGUCCAUGCCACAUCUUCCUGCAACUGGGCUCCCGAAUUCACUUCCGUCUUGGCAUCGCUUGCCUAACUUUCAGCCUUCCCCACCUCCUCUAAUGAACUCGAUGCCAUCCGGUCCGUCAAAUUUUAUCCCCUUCUUCAACCGAUGUGGUGCGCUUAGACCUCCGGGAACACAACCACCGAAUCGCUGAGGGUUGCACGCUCGCUCUUCUCUGCACUCCCUCUUUCCACAUUGGUACAACACAUGCCUACUCCUUUCAUAGUGUUUCCAUUUUGGUCGGAAAAGAGCAUUUUAAAGGCGACAUACUGUGUCUCCACUUUGACUCUAAUCCAUCAUGUAUAGUAUCGUACGAGCGUGUACACAUGUACUGAGUUAUAGCCAAGCAUUGUGCUCCAUUCCUCGCUCCGUUGAUCCGAUCGACUUAGAUGCAACAUUCGGAACUCCAGUUAUUCUUGUUAUUCCGUCCUUCUUGUCCUGUACAUCUAUGCACAACGCCAACGAAGGCCAUGUAUCACACAUUCUUACUUCUCUUUUCAAAUAUCUGCUUAGGUUGGAGAUGCCUUGCGAAUUUAUUCGUCCUCACAAUCUUAGUGGUGUCUUCAUCCGGUUGUUCAUAACACCGGUACGAUUUUGUGUGGGCGCAGACGCCCUAGUCCACACGCGACCAGUGGUGUUCGUGGAACAGCAAAGCAUCUGUACGCAGUAUUGGGGUGCUACUGAUGCAAUGCGACCUUCAAGAUUCGCUUGCGAGUGACAUGGUACUGGAUCCACUGGGAAGUCGAUUUUUAUACCUGUUCCCACUGUGUCUCCAAAUCAGCGAUGGUUGGAUGCCAUUAGUGCGUCAAGGCAGCGAUUGGAACGAACAACGGACUUUGUACUGAGUAGUCAGUUCUACAUACUGAGCACAAUAUAACCACCAUGCAAAUGAACACUCUUUUGCCUCAGAAUCAUAUGUUAGGGGCAACCUCGAACCGUAAGUGUCGUCAGAUAAUGACAUGAUGCUUUGUGAAGCCAAUCUCAC